AGCUGAUAGACAAUUUUGAUACACCUUCGCUAAGAUCCACUUCACAGCAACUCUUAUUGUAGCUUUAGUGGAUAUUUGUUAAGCGUGAUAAGAAUGCAGGCCCAAGUUAAGGCUUCUGGCCGUGGUGCUGCUUGCCGCGGUUCUACGCAACAGCAUAUGCAAAGUAGCAUCUGCCUUCGACCACUUUCCUCGCAACGACCCUUUGUUCAGUCUCAUACGCCGCCCGCACAAUUUGUCCGCUCGUCAGCCAAAGUCUCAGCCAGCAAGCUUGAUGGCCUCUCCCUUUUCGGCUCAAGCACCAGCAGCCUUUUGGGUGGUGCUCCUGUUGUCGAGAAGAAGGUCCCCGUCAAGGAUGCAGUUAUGGCGGUGCAGCUCCAGUCCGAGGCUGGAAUGGACUACACGGACUUGCGCAACUCCCUUGCCGAGGGCGACUUCAGGAAGGCCGACGACGAGACUCGCGCCCUGCUAAUUAAGCUGGCAGGGGAAGGCGCUAAGAAGCGGGACUGGGUUUAUUUCACGGAGGUCAAGGACAUUCCAGCCGUCGACCUUCAAACCAUCGACAACCUUUGGAGGGCGGGCAGCAACAACAAGUUUGGCUACAGCGUGCAGAAGGAGAUCUGGACACAGCAGUCAAAGCGCUGGCCAAAGUUUUUCAAGCAGAUAGACUGGACUACCGGCGAGAACAACAACUACCGGAAAUGGCCAAUGGAGUUCAACUACAGCCUCAACGCGUCUCGUGGGCACUUGCCACUUACAAACGCGCUUCGGGGAACUCAGCUCUUCCAGGCCAUCAUGGAGCACCCGGCGUUUGAGGCCAAGGCAAAGAAGACAAUGGACGAGAAGGCGGCCGAGGCUGCUGCCAGCACGAUGAAGCUGUUCUAAGCAGUUGCUAGGCUGCAUCUUGCAUCGCCACGCUCUGUGGCUGAACGUUAGGGGAGUGGGUUUGGCUAGGGGUGGCACCGGCAUGCAUAUUUGGACCGGCAGGGGGGUAGGCACGGCAGGGAGGCGACAUGUAGGGUUUCAGGAGUGCUCGUAGGAAGGGGCCAGAUACUGCGUUUCACGCCGAAACGCGCCAUUUUGUGAGCCUUUGAGUGUUGACAGUGUGUACAUUGCUGCGGAGCUGUAUGCUGGAGUGUUUGUACGCAGUCGCUGCUGCACUGUUGCUACUGGCAACUUGUAGUCAUGCGGUAAAUUGUACGUGAGCGUUAAGGUAAUGAACCCACAAACUAUGCUAGCUAGCUUCCUACACCCCUCACUUUGUGUGCUAAACAGCGUCUAGCCUUUGUGUGUAUAUGGGGCAGAGUCCAGCGCCCGGUAAAGGUGCUGUAGUCGUAGGAUGGUAUGUUGCGCGGUCGGGGGAAAACAGCAGGACUGUUGGAGGGGCGCCGAAGGGGUAUAGCCUCUGCAGUGCAUACGCACACGCGUUUAGAGAUAUUAAGGGUCGAACGCAGCAGCAGACUGACUAGCGUGGGCGUGCUGGUGGUUCACUGAUAACGUGGAUCCUUUAGUGACGCGACUGCUCCCAAGUUUGGCUUGUAAACAGCCGUUUCUGGGUGGAAACACCAGCGCUGCAACAACCGUUAUGUUCUGUGUUACCGUUAUGUGGCCGGCGUCGGUGCGACGGGACGGCUGCCUGGCCUCACGUGGGGCGGCUCUUUCCCCCUUCAGGAAAGAGACUGCCUGACGUGACAGCCAGCAGCAAGGCUAAGCCCCGACCCCGCAUGCAGAGCUCCUCCACGUGCCCUAUGUCUACUGGGGCGUGGGCGCAUGAGGUCAUUAGCCGGAUCCGCUCAUGGUCGACCUGCGUGCCCUGCUGCUCUGCGGCCGCUGCUUCCGCGGCGGUGCUGCAGAUGCUUAGGAGAGGGGGGUCGGAGCCGGCAAUCUGCGUGCUCGCAGGGCGGUGGUCGGCUGCGGAUUGGCGGGCACACUUCGGGUGCACCUCUGACAAAGCAAACCACUCUGGCGUUGGUUUGCUUUGUCAUUGGGCGCUGGUUGGAGAGUUAGGGCAGGGAUGGUUAAAACAGUAGAUGUGAGUGCUGAAGUGUGAGAAGAGAAGUCCAUGCUGCGGUCUUGUCGGCGUGUUGGCUGGGGAGAAGAGGGGGGCAGCUGGUGCGACGCGAGUUGCGGGCAGACAGGCGUGUUCCAUCGGUGGAGUAGGUGCCGUAUGGGGGCGUGUUGGUAAUGGGAAAGUUGGUGUGCAUGCGUGUCCUUAAUGGCUGGGGCAAGAAGGAGCACCGGCGAAGUUGGGAUUGCGACUGAGGCACUGCUCGAAUGUCGAGAGGAGUAUGACCAUGACAGCAGUUUUCUCACCACCGGAAGGACGUACUGACCCAAUUGGGCACAUCGUGCGCAGGGGGUUACCCUGGCUGAGUGUAAUGCUUGCUGCGGAGAC
This is a messenger RNA of Astrephomene gubernaculifera, 2392 nucleotides long. The record is from the annotation of a GenBank genome assembly. Lineage: Eukaryota; Viridiplantae; Chlorophyta; Chlorophyceae; Chlamydomonadales; Astrephomenaceae.